AUGGACAAUGAGCGUCGGGCACGGCAGAAUCCCCCAGGUUACGCGAGCCAGCACCAGCACCAGCAGGGCGCGCUGCUGCAGCCGCAGUCCUCAUAUCCCGUGGUAAGCGCAUCCGACCGCUUCAGGCAGGCGCCCUUGACCGCGCCGCCGCCGUCGUCCGCCGCCGGCUCGGGAGGCCGCACCAGCUCGCAGAGUUACGGUUACGCUUACGGAGAAGGCUCACAGUUCGUCGGAGCGGCCAUCCAGCCGGCGGGCGUGUCGUACGGCGCACAGGACUAUGCGCCGCCCGAGCAGCAGCCGGCGCGCGCGUCGCAGCAGUAUCCGCAAUACGGGCAGAGCGUCCUGUACGGCGCGCAGGCCGCCGCGCCGGGCUCCGCGCAGUAUGAGCCCGUACAACAGUACCAGCAGGGCCGGGACUCGGCCAUCGAGGUGCUGGGCACCGGCUUUGGCGUUGCACAACCGCAAUACUACGCCGGCGUGCCCAGCGAGGGCGGCCCUACGAGCGCGCCUUCCUCGGCCAUCGCGCCGCAGAACGUUGCUCCCCAGUAUCCCCCGCUCGGAUAUACCCCCCAGGCCCCCGUCGGACGCGAACCGCUUGCGCCCGCCUACACCGCCGCAGGCAUGACGGACCCGCACCCCGCGACCUCCCAGCCCGGAUACCCCCAGCCCGGCUUCGGCGAGCCCCAGGGCGGCGCCGGCAACGAAUACGACGACUUCUACAACAACUACCAGACGGAGCUCAAGAAGACGUUCGAGCACGUCCGCGACUCGCGCCUGGCCGAGGCCGCCACGCAGCUGUUCAGGCUGUCCGACUGGCUGCUCCACUGGGCCGAGACACUAGCUGAAUUGACUAUAGGCCUAGUGCGCGACGACGAGGCCCACUACCAGCAGCGCCUCAGCCUGUGGGAGGAGUUCAACAACUGCUGGCUCACGCUGCUGCAGAAGCAGAAGGACAUGGUGAACGACAUGGUCAGCACGGGACAGCGGCCGCAGCCGCCCCAGACGGUCAUCGAGUACGACUUCCUGGAAAAGAUGGGCACCCAGCUCGUCAAGAACUGCGACAACAUGGAGAAGCACGGCCUGGUCGACUACCAGAUGGGCGUCUGGGAAGAAGAAAUCGUAGCGAUGCUGACCUCCUGCCUGGAUCAGCUGGACGAAAUCAGCGGCGGCUCGUCUUCGCAGCGACCCUCGGCCUCGACAGCACGAAGGCGAUGA
Messenger RNA from Trematosphaeria pertusa, 1215 nucleotides. RefSeq lists its product as uncharacterized. The transcript is spliced from 3 exons. NCBI's taxonomy places the organism in Eukaryota, Fungi, Ascomycota, Dothideomycetes, Pleosporales, Trematosphaeriaceae. Bases 1 to 1215 code for a protein of 404 amino acids. The record is from RefSeq and is a predicted model, not a curated record.